AUGAGUGGAAGAAUACCACUGUUGACGGCCUUGCGGUCGUUGGCUCUCUCCGGAGAAGCCCAGAGCUAUUCCAGCCGUUCUUUACUGCGACGGCCCUUCUCGUCAACAGCGCAAUGCAGAACAGCCUCCAAGGAUACGCAGACGCAGAGUAAAAACGACCGCGAACUCGAGAACCGGUUACUAGGAGGUCAGAGCAAGAAUGCUGGCCCUUCGCGACUCGCAACACUGUCCCAGACCACACGAUCGAAGGCAGCAGCUUCGUCUAGCUCCAAAACGACGGAGGAGGUCAUAUCCAGAGUGUCCAGCCUUAUCCAGAACCCACAACGAACAACCGAGCUUCCUCACCGCCUACACAUAUACUCCCACAGACGAAACGUCCAUGCUACCUUGACAAAACCGAACAACGAUGUGCUAAUGUCCGUCAGCACAGGAAACAUUGGUUUCCGCAAGGGCCACCGAGGAGACUACGAUGCUGCGCACCAACUGGCCGUCUAUACCAUGGGCAAGAUACAGGAGCGAGGGUUUCUGAUGCAGAUCAACGGGCUGGAAGUGAUCCUCAGAGGCUUUGGGCCCGGUCGAGAAGCGUUCACCAAGGUCCUGCUAGGAAAGGAGGGCAAGGUCCUUCGUGAGAGAAUCGUCCGGGUGUCUGACUCGACGAGGUUGAAGUUCGGCGGCACACGAAGCCCAGCACUGUCUCUGGCUUCUUUUUUGUUUUACUCUCUUGACUCCGUGGCUACCUUGACUCUUUUUUUUAUGAUGGCUCCGGCUGUCCCGGCUGUCCGAGUCAACGAUCUAUGCUGCUUUAUAUCUUCACAAGCUCAAGAUAAGCAGCAAGAAAGAAAAGAAGAGAAGCUCAACUUCAAACAACCGCAGGCAGGCAGACAGUUAGACAGCCAGAGGACAACAGACCAGCUGAAGGCGACAGUGUCUACUCAAUAA
Messenger RNA from Trichophyton verrucosum HKI 0517, 939 nucleotides. Its product is annotated as 37S ribosomal protein S11, putative. Lineage: Eukaryota; Fungi; Ascomycota; Eurotiomycetes; Onygenales; Arthrodermataceae. Bases 1 to 939 code for a protein of 312 amino acids. The transcript has 3 exons. Gene Ontology annotation, cellular component: mitochondrial small ribosomal subunit; ribosome. The record is from RefSeq and is a predicted model, not a curated record. Gene Ontology annotation, molecular function: mRNA 5'-UTR binding; small ribosomal subunit rRNA binding; structural constituent of ribosome. Gene Ontology annotation, biological process: maturation of SSU-rRNA from tricistronic rRNA transcript (SSU-rRNA, 5.8S rRNA, LSU-rRNA); ribosomal small subunit assembly; translation.